This is a messenger RNA of Gopherus flavomarginatus (Mexican gopher tortoise), 2712 nucleotides long. RefSeq names its product peroxisome proliferator activated receptor alpha (gene PPARA). Gene Ontology annotation, molecular function: RNA polymerase II cis-regulatory region sequence-specific DNA binding; zinc ion binding; nuclear receptor activity. The record is from RefSeq and is a predicted model, not a curated record. Gene Ontology annotation, cellular component: nucleus. Gene Ontology annotation, biological process: negative regulation of transcription by RNA polymerase II; negative regulation of inflammatory response; regulation of lipid metabolic process. NCBI's taxonomy places the organism in Eukaryota, Metazoa, Chordata, Testudines, Testudinidae.
AUGGUGGACACAGAAAACCAGUUUUUCCCCUUAGAGGAGGAUGAUCUCGGAAGCCCCUUAUCUAGAGAGUUCCUACAAGACAUGGAAAACAUACAGGACAUCUCGUCUCUUGGUGAUGAUAGCCCUGGAGCAUUAAGUGUAACAGAGCUCCAGUCUUUGGGAAAUGGUCCAGGAUCUGAUGGAUCAGUCAUUACAGACACCCUUUCACCAGCAUCAAGUCCAUCAUCCAUUAAUUUUGGCACAAUUCCAGGUAGCAUAGAUGAAUCACCUGGUGGAGUAUUAAACAUUGAAUGUAGAAUUUGUGGGGACAAAGCCUCUGGCUUCCAUUAUGGAGUACAUGCUUGUGAAGGUUGUAAGGGAUUUUUUAGGAGAACAAUUCGACUUAAACUCAUCUAUGAUAAAUGUGAUCGUACCUGCAAAAUUCAGAAAAAAAAUCGUAAUAAGUGCCAAUACUGUCGUUUUCAAAAGUGCCUUUCAGUUGGAAUGUCACAUAAUGCAAUUCGUUUUGGACGAAUGCCAAGGUCUGAGAAGGCAAAGUUGAAAGCAGAAAUUCUAACAGGUGAACAAGAUGUGGAAGAUUCAGAAAUGGCAGAUCUUAAAUCUCUAGCCAAGAGAAUCUAUGAGGCCUAUCUGAAAAACUUCAAUAUGAACAAGGUCAAGGCUAGAGUCAUCCUCGCAGGGAAAACCAAUAACAAUCCACCAUUUGUUAUACAUGACAUGGAAACACUCUGUAUGGCAGAGAAGACUCUGGUGGCAAAACUGGUAGCCAAUGGAAUCCAGAACAAGGAAGCAGAAGUUCGAAUCUUCCAUUGUUGCCAGUGUACAUCUGUAGAGACUGUAACAGAACUUACUGAAUUUGCCAAAUCUAUUCCUGGCUUCUCAAAUCUUGAUUUGAAUGAUCAGGUGACUCUGUUAAAAUAUGGAGUUUAUGAAGCCAUUUUUGCCAUGCUAGCUUCUGUAAUGAACAAAGAUGGGAUGCUGGUAGCCUAUGGAAACGGCUUUAUAACUCGAGAGUUCCUGAAAAGCCUAAGAAAGCCAUUUUGUGAUAUUAUGGAGCCGAAGUUUGAUUUUGCAAUGAAAUUCAAUGCACUGGAGCUGGAUGAUAGUGACAUAUCGCUUUUUGUAGCUGCUAUCAUUUGCUGUGGAGAUCGUCCUGGUCUUGUAAAUGUAGAAUACAUUGAAAAGAUGCAGGAGGGCAUUGUGCAUGUACUAAAACUUCACUUGCAAAACAACCAUCCUGAUGACAUCUUCCUCUUCCCAAAACUCCUCCAGAAAAUGGCUGACCUCCGACAGCUCGUCACAGAGCAUGCUCAGCUUGUUCAGAUAAUCAAAAAGACUGAAUCUGAUGCACUCUUGCAUCCUUUAUUACAAGAAAUCUACAGCGAUAUGUAUUAAGGGUUUUUUGUAUUUUUUUCCACGGUAUUUAAAACCAAGAGCAAUAUUAAUAAUAGAUGGGAGAAAAAUUACAUUGUACAGUUGUCUGCUGUGCUGAAUUCCAGAACAUGAAAAAUCUAAAUUGUAGAUAACUGGAAUGUCACACUUCUUUUGUCGUGGGUUCUUUAAGUACUUUAUAGAAAUUACGUAGUGCUCAUGAAUUUGCUCAUAAGCAGCUUUGGUUAGUUUGAAAUUUGAGGGUUAGCGAGAAUGUGUAUGUACUGAACAAGUAGAUGUUUUUAACAAAUCUGAAUCUGUUAACUAACAAAUAGACCUUGAUUGAUCAAAAUUAUAUUCUGCAUUGGGCUAGUCAUUAAGCAUUAAUUUACCAGAUAGGGCAAAAUUUGUUCAGUAUAUGUGCACUAUCGUCUAUAGAUUAUGUACUCUUGGUUUAAAUACUCUCCUGUUCAUUAUUGACAACCAACUAGCACGUUCAGAUUUUUUCUCAAACAAUAGUCAGGCUAGAUGUAUCAAGUGGCUGGGUAUAACUAUACAUGCACAGGUAUAUUUAUUUGGAAGAUAUUUACUUUGUUGCUGUCUGAAUUAUGAGAGGAAUGGUACUACUUAAUUAACUUUAGGAUUAGCCUUUUAAAAAGAGUCUUUAAAAAGAAAUUAAAGGAUUAUCAUAGUGUAACUCACAUAAUCAAUUCCCUGCCACUGCGGGAGCCUUGGGCACUGGUGCAUCUUGGUCCCUUCUAUUCUCUGCCUAUGGCACGUAAUAGUCUAGUCUCCCACGGGAGGUAAUACCCGAUGAUCAAAAUUAGACCAACCAAAGUAUCAGUGUGUGGAUCCUGGGUUGUGCUGGUGUUCUCUGAUAUACAGGAGGUCAGACUAGUUGAUCUAGUGGUCCUUUCUGGCUGUAAACUGUAAGACUCUAUAAAAUACGUCAAAGAUAUCUUAGCAAGAUGCUUGUUAGUGAAUUGUACUUUAUAAUGGGGGAAUGCUUUUUCAAAAGUGUUCUAUUGAAACUAGGCGAAAGUCCCUUUUGGGUGGAGAUGUAAUAUAUUGUGUGCAUCUUAGAGAAGUCUUAAUUGCUGAAGAUGAAAUUUUUACUUUAAAUGCCAUUUUGAAUUAGCAGGACUUGAGGAGUCACUCAGAAGUCUGAUUCUUGCCCCAAGGAAGCUGAAUUCCAGAUCUUCAGAAUACAAUAGCUUCAGGUGGUGGUCUGUUCUGAAAAAUGAUUGUAUAAACAUGGCCCCUUUAUUCUCAACAGAUCUGCACCCAAUAUGUAUUCAAAGUCAUACAUAUUUACUGUUCUGAUAAAAAUAUUAAUUUACA